Molecule: messenger RNA, 7161 nt
Organism: Sorex araneus (European shrew)
Lineage: Eukaryota; Metazoa; Chordata; Mammalia; Eulipotyphla; Soricidae
Gene: CHIC1
Product: cysteine rich hydrophobic domain 1
Exons: 6
Coding region: 96-800 (234 amino acids)
Source: RefSeq, a predicted model, not a curated record
CUCGUCCCCCCCUCCCCGCCCCCGCGCCUCUUCCAGCACCUCGGCGAGUUCCAGCUCGCCGCCGUUGAGGGUGGCGACGGUCGCCAGGUCACGUGAUGAGCAUCCUACUGCCUAACAUGGCGGAGUUCGACACCAUCUCGGAACUGGAGGAGGAGGAGGAGGAAGAAGAAGCGGCCACGUCGUCGUCGUCGUCGUCGUCCUCCUCCUCCUCCACCUCUUCCUCCUCCUCCUCCGUGUCGGGGCCCGAGGAAGACGACGAGGAAGAGGAGGAGGAAGAGGAAGAAGAGGAGGAGGAGGAGGAGGAAGAGGAGGAGGAGGAGGAGGAGGAGACGCCGCCCCCGCCUCGGGUAGUGAGCGAGGAGCAUCUGCGGAGAUAUGCCCCGGACCCUGUCUUGGUGCGGGGCGCCGGCCACAUCACUGUGUUUGGCUUGAGCAACAAGUUUGAUACUGAAUUUCCCUCAGUUCUAACAGGGAAGGUGGCCCCAGAAGAAUUUAAGACCAGCAUUGGUCGUGUAAAUGCAUGUUUGAAAAAUGCUCUACCCGUCAAUGUGAAAUGGCUGCUGUGUGGUUGUCUGUGCUGCUGCUGCACACUUGGUUGCAGCCUGUGGCCUGUUAUUUGUCUCAACAAAAGAACCAGAAGAUCAAUUCAGAAGUUGCUGGAAUGGGAAAAUAACAGAUUAUAUCAUAAGCUUGCUUUGCACUGGAAGCUGACUAAAAGGAAAUGUGAAACUAGCAAUAUGAUGGAGUAUGUCAUACUAAUAGAAUUCUUACCAAAAUAUCCCAUAUUCCGACCUGACUGAGGAGUUUUAUUCAGUCACUUCUGUGUUACUUGUCAUUUCCUACCCUUAGUGCCUUGUAGAUGAUUUUGGAAUGAAGAUGGUCUCCUUUGCUGUGUUCAACUUUCUCUUUAUAAUGGUAGAAUAUUCUCUUCACUUUUUAUUUGAGUUGGUUUAAUAAGAAAUUUUGCACAUCGUUUUUGGUUUUGUUUUUGUUAAAUGAUGCUUGUGUUUUGCACUCUCAAUUUUUAAAUAAUUUCACAGAAACACAUAUGUAUAUAUAUAGAGAGAUGCUACUAAAGAUAAAACAUCAGUGCUGGUGUUUAAAAAACAAAAAUUUGUCCUGAGCAUGCUGCCUUAUAAUACUUUUCAUACUCACUGUUUCUAAAUAUGCAUCACUUUUCUAGGCAACUAAAUGCUCCCUAUCUCUUACUGAACACACAUAAAUAAGCUUUUGUUAGCUUUUAGAAGUGGUUCUACUCUUAGCUGCUUAUAAAGGACAUGCAAUUAAUAGCACUGGUUUUGUCCUGCACUUUGCUAAAAUAUCACUUAUGUUAGUGGAUAAAAUAUUUAAACUCUUAAAGUCUUGUAAAUAUUGUCUCUUUGCAUAAUGCAAAAUGUGAUGUGCCAUGGUUUACAUAAUGUAAUAUUAUUCUUACUGUAUUGCCAAAAUUCUGCAUAGAUUUUAAUAUGAAUGAAGUUUGCAAGCAUCCUUUUGAAUGUAUAAAUUGUUAACAUGCUGUUUUAUGGCAAAACCAUAAUAAGUAUGUUAAAAUUUUCAGGUGUUAAGCAUAGGGUUGCCCUUUGACAAGUGGAUUAAAAUUGAAAUUGUCUGAGAUAUUCUGCAUUGCAUCUAAAAUCUAAGAACCUUAUUUUUUUAUUUACUUCACUAGUUUCCCUUUUCCCUCCAUUUCUACUUGGAUAAGAUUUUGACAUCUUUCACAAUGCCACUAUUCUCACUUCCCUUUAUGUAUCACUCAUUUGAAAAUUUGCACAAUUGUGACCUUUCAAUCCUGGGGGGUAUGUAAACUUCCCUGUCCCCCUGAAAGCCACUGUUAAUCUUGUGGAUUUUCUAACAUUCUACUUCGGAAAACAAAGAGGUAAUUGAGAAAUUGUACCUAUACAAUAAGAGAGUAGCUGAUUUAUAUUUGCUUAAUGUUCUUUAUCCUCUCUCUCUUAGGAUUUUUUAAGACAUGGAUAAAAUAAGGAAAAACAAAUAGACAAAAGUAUUUUGCUUAUAAAUUCAACAUACAUGUAGAAUACAUUAGUAUUUGCAUAUUUCCCCAUUUCUGUUCAUAAUUAAGAUGAGUGAGAGCACAACACUCGUUCUUCUAGAUUUUGAACUUUCAACAUAAUAGAGACUUAUAUUAUUAAUUCAGCAGCAAAUUAUGCUUGAGGCAUUCUUUGCAAUUCAUACUGCUAAAUAUAGCAUUUAAAUAUUUAGUACAGAUUAGUUUUUAUUUCUCAACAUACUUAUUAAUUUUAGUUAACUUUUUAAAGUAAACUUCCAGCCCAGUGAAAAGAACAAUCAUUUCCUUGAACAAGAUCAGGUUUUGUAAAGCCUCUUUUAAAAUGUAUGGCUACUUAUAAAUUUACAAUCCCAGAUCAGCAAAAGAAGAUAAAAGAGAUACUAUUUUAUAUAUGACAGUACGUACUUGCACAAACACUUUUCCACAUCUUGUAGAACUACAUUACUCCCCUGCUACCCAACCACCCAAAAUCUUUAACAUUGAAAUGUUGUGUGUGCCUACAAAUAUCAUUUUGCUGCUCUGCUGCAAAAUUGAAGGUGUAUUUUUAUAGACAAGGUGAAACCUGAAAUACCAAAUGUCUUGUUUUAUAGCUAUGGUCAGGGAAAAAUUGUAUUUCUGAUAUAUGUUUCAGCUAAUUAUCAGGAUUUUAUGCUUUAAAUGGGCAGUUUAAUACCAAAAUCGGUUUCUAGCAUAAUACAAAAUUUCAAAUUGUCACUGAUGAAAAAUUAUUACUUUUAAAUGUCAACUGUGAAUUCUCUUUUUUGCUGUAAACUCAAAAUUUGACUAUCCAGUAACCUUUUUCUGCAAUGUGUGAAUCAUGCUUCAUUUUUCUCAAAAACAACAAAAAAUGUUAAAUUAUUUCCAUGAAACAUAUUUAGACAGGAAUAGAAUAUACCUGGAGGUGUCCGUAUAUUUCAAGCUAUAAUGACAUCUGUCAUUUAAAAAAACCACUUGCCAAUAUCUGCAGACUUUAUUUUUAAAACUAUUCUAAUUGCUCUUAGAUUUCUUGAUUCAUUACCCUGCUUGACUCCAUCUUGUUUCCUUGAACUACUCAGAAAAUAUCCACGUUCUUUCUCUUUUUCUUUUCCUUUCUCUUUUUUUUGUUAGCCUUUCUAAUAUUACUGCUUUUCAAACUGUUUUCCUUUGAACAGAGCUAAUUAGCAGCGGGCAUUCUGGAAUGCUCUUUGUAGUUUGUUUUCAAAGAAAUUGGCAGCAGUGAAUGUUGAAAUGUCACAGUACACUGUUCUCAUUAACUUCUCCCCAGUUGAUCAAAACUUUUUUCUUUUAUCCUCAAGAUAGAACAUACGUGGAGAUUUCUAUUUAGUUAAAAAGAAUAUUUGUGGAAGUUGGUUUUUAGGUUGAAGAAGAUAAUUUUUUAUUUCCCCAUUACAUAAUAUUCCUUUGUGAAGCAUGCUGUGUUAGUUUACACAGAAAAUAAUGUUAAGCCAAAGUAUAUAAAUCUCACAAAGCUUUGAGAUUACAAGUUGAAAACUGUUCUUUCUGUAACAUUUCCUUAUGUUUCUCCACUACCAUUGCUCCUUUAAACAACUAAGUCAUGGAUAAAAUGAGAUAAUUUCUAACCUUUUCCAUUUAUUUUUCCCCUUCUUUCUCUGUGUUAAUUUAGGAAAGAGACAAUUUAAUAAAACAUUAGAAGUAGGUGAAGAAGUGCCUUGUAUUUUGAAUCAAGAUUACAUUUUAUGUUGAAGGAAACAGAAAAGAUGAGUUAGUAGAUUAUUAGAUGCAGACCAUCCUUUUCAAAUUUUACUACUAUGCUGUAUUUUUUCAUUAUUUAAAACCUGUCUCUUUGUUUUCCUUCAAUCAUGUAAUAUUUUGAUGACAAAAUAUUACAGGAAAGAACUAUUACAGAAACAAAACUAGUAUAAUUCUAAUGCUAGUAAAUGUGUAAUUUGACAUAGUUUAAAACUAUAGUGGUCAUUUAUCAAACCUGCCCCAAACUCAUGUAAAUGUUUAAUACACAUACCCUUUGUAUUAUUAUGACCUAUGAAAAUAAUAUCUGAACAAUUAGUCUGUUAAUAUUUAACACAAUUUUAUUUUAAAUUAAGCAUUUUUGUUUUGUUUAAUAAUUUAAUUAAACUUGCAGGAUUUUUGUAAACCUUCAAACAAGGUUUUUAAAAUUUACAAAAGCUUUAAAAUCAUUAGCAUUUUGUUUACAAAUGAUUGAAAAAUCAUUACAAUUUUAUUUUGUCGACAAGUAAACCUCCACAUAAAAAAAUCAAACCUCCAUACUUCAACAAAACCCAAACAUUUUUUUUUCAUAAUUGACUGUAUUGGUCUAGGCAGGUGUAUAAAUUAUUCUUUUUUUUUUUUUGCUUUUUGGGUCAUACCCAGCGAUGCACAGGGGUUAUUCCUGGCUCAUGCACUCAGGAAUUACUCCUGGCAGUGCUCGGGAGACCAUAUGGGAUGCUGGGAAUCGAACCCGGGUCAGCCAGUUGCAAGGCAAACGCCCUACCCGCUGUGCUAUUGCUCCAGCCCCAAGUGUAUAAAUUAUUGUACCUGAUUAAGUACAGUAACUCAACAAGUUGGAAAUACUUUUUGUUAAUUUGCUUAUGGUGUGCUCAAAUUCAUAGAAAGUAGUUCCUCUUAUGCCUAUAAUGUUUUUUUUAAAAAAGAUCCUUUUUGCAACAGUUGUCAAAUUGUUCAAUUUCAUUUAUAUGGUGAAUUGUUGGGAAAUUUUUUAUAGAAAAGGAAUAGGUUUUAUUAAUAUUAUCUAUUCGUGUUAAUAUGUGGGUAUGUAAUAUGUACCCCAAAUUUCCCAUUCCUGAUUCUGAGCCAGCUUUUUAAUUUUAAUGACGGCAACCUGAGAGUGUGUUCCAUUUUCUGUGGACUUUUUCAUAUCUAUAAUAUAUGAGGAUAUGAUCUAAUACUGUAGGCUUCAGGCAAGAUACAUGUCAGUCCCUUCAUCUGUAAAAUUAUGGGGUUGAAUGUAAAGCUGGGAGAAAAGGUAGAGGUCACCUAACAUUCUGUGAUUCUCAGAAACCUUAAAAUCUUUUGUACUCUACAGAAUCUCAGAAUUAUUUUCCUUGAUGGAAACUCUCACAGUGCCUUGCACAGGGUUUAGGUUUGAUAUGCCAACUGGCACCUAGCUGGUGUUUGUAUCACACAGGAUCAGAAAAUUGAUUCUUACUAGAUCUCAGCCCAUUCAUAGUGAUAAAAAUGAAUGCAGUUUCCCUAGGAACUAAGGGCUGAGGCCUGCUUUGCCUGUGUAGAAUCUGCCUCUGCAGUUGGUAUCAGGAAAGAAUUAUAGCUGUAAAAGCAAAGGAUAGUAUGGGAGGAUCCAUUUUGACAUUGAGGUGAAAAUAAUAUCAUAUCCUAAUCAGCAUCAGCUUCAGCAUCUAACCAUAUUUCAUACCCUCAAAAAGGUCUGUUGGAUCAAACUGAAAUGGAAAUGAAAGGGGUAUGAAAUUUAAACACAAGCCGCUUCUAAUUUAAUUAUUAGUUCUGCUGCUUAAUUCCUCUGUACCUCAUGUCUUCAUUGUGGAAGUGGGGACAAUAAUCUGGACCUACCUCACAGGGGAAUUGAGGAUUUUUUUCAUAUAUUAAUGUGCAUUCAAAGUUGACUGAAAGAUACAAUGGAUAUCAUAAUUUUGUAAUUCCUAGAUAGAUUCCUUCAAAUCUAUAUAGUUAUGUUUUCUAUCUCAGAGUAAGAAAUUUCUCUUAAGAAUGAGUGGGUGUUUUUUCCUUUUUUCAGUAUAAAUUUUGUUAUUAAUCCCCUGUAUGUUAAGCAUGUAUAAUUGUGUUGUAUUAAUAUUUGCAUUAGGGAGGAAAAGCAGGUAGAUGUAAACUAGUGGUUCCUAACUUGGGGCAGAUCAUGAUAGCAGCGAGGAAAUCCAUGAACCUUUUUUCAGCAUUUCAAAAAGUAGCAGAAAUCAUACAUUUACCCACAAUUCUGCUUCCCAAGCCAAUUAAGAAUUUCUAUGUAUUUUGCUUAUAUACACUGUUAAUUCUGUUAAUAUCUUUAUUACACAUUGAUCAGAAACUGAUUGGUAGUUAUAUAUUUGAUUUAAAAAGAGAGGAAAGCCUAUUACUAUGUUUAGCUUCUUAAGUCAAAUACUUGAAAAUGUGGGAAGAAACUAAGAAGGAUCCUACUGAUGAAAAUGUUGGGAGUCACUUUUAUAAAAGAGCUAAGGCUUUAUCCACAGCUUGCUUACCUGUUUCCUAAAUAAUGAAAUACUGGAGAGAUUAUGCGUGUAUCUGUGUCUCUGUAUCUGUGUUUUAGCUGUAUUGGGCUAUAACUUAGGUUAGAAUUUGCCUUCAAUUUUCUUUUGUGUUUCAGAAUAUUAUAACUAAGCUAAUUAUUUGUGUGUAUAUGUAAAUUCAUAUGUACACAUAGAGAAUUGAAAAUGUAGAAAGUGGUAUGUCAUGUUCUAACAUUGAAAUAAAUAUCAAUUUCUGAGUCUCAACGUAGUUCUGUGUGUAAACUCACCAUAAUGAAUCAAGCAAUAAUUUUGCAGAUGUUCAUUUCAUUUUAUUUUUUGCUGUACUGGGAAUUGAGCACGGGUCUCAUAAGUGCAAGGCAGGCCCUUUACCACUGAGCCACAUCCUUUGCCCUAGGAGGUUUUUUAUUCUUGCUUUUCGUAUUUGCUUUUAUCUUGACUUGGUUUCUUCACAUUCCACUUCCUGGUAAGCAAAUCACUUUUUGUUGCCUGGAUAUUAAAACAAGUUAAGAAAGUUCAAAAUUAUAUCAUCUACAAGCUAGUUUGCCAUACUAGAACUAAUCAUGUACAACUUUGAGUUUUGGCUACAGAAAUAGGAAAUUUGUGGAUCUAAAAAGUGAUCCUUGAUUAAAACAUCACAAUGAAAAGUUAAGAAUUACUACUUUCUGGCAGAAAAUUCCUGUUGGGAUAGUUUUACCAGAAAAGAAAAGUUUGUCCAUUCAAAACAAGAACUUUCAAGCAUCUUGUAUUCUUACAUAGCCUGUGGAAUGAAUUUAUUUUUCUCCCUUGAGCUGGAGAGUGACUCCCUUGGAAGAACUUAAUCUAUAUGCAGCUGUGCCAACACGAAGGAUACCUGCCUCUGUGAAACUUUCUCUGUUGCUUCUGUCAUUGUUCACUUGUCAGAACUAAAAUUUUCUCAUCUCAGGAUGCAAAACUCAAUAAAGUGCAAAUCUAUGUUAA